Molecule: messenger RNA, 369 nt
Organism: Bipolaris zeicola 26-R-13
Lineage: Eukaryota; Fungi; Ascomycota; Dothideomycetes; Pleosporales; Pleosporaceae
Exons: 2
Coding region: 1-369 (122 amino acids)
Source: RefSeq, a predicted model, not a curated record
AUGUCUGUAACAACAACCACAAACCCAACACACUACACCCUCGCCGCCACCCUCGCAGACUACGAUCUCCACCACACCACAGAAGGCGGCCACGAUGCUACUCUAAAUGCGCAUCCCAAUCCCGCAGCGAAUGCACAGCACAAUCCGAGUCAUUGGCCUACGACGCAGCAUCGCCGUGUUCCGGUGUAUAGGCCUGUGAAUACGCAGUUGGAUCAGAGUGAGAGGAGGGUGUAUUUGAAUGGGAUUGAGCAGACGUUUGUGGGGGUGAUGUUUACGGGUGUGCUCUUGGAGUCGGCAAUGUCCAAGAUUUGGAGGAAUUCAUUUGGGCGAGUGUGGAAUGUUGGGUAUAAACUUGGUGGCGAGUGGUGA